AACGUAAGGAUGGUGUAGGGGUAGGCUACUGCUCCAGAGUGCUGUGUCUUUCAUGGUAGGCUGCACAAAAACAUUUUGAGGUGUCAUCUACCUUUAAAUAUCCAGCGGGCUGAGAUGCACAUCUGCUGUCGUUUGAGUUUAUCUGCUGCAUCAUAAUAUCAUCUCAGUUGAUAGUCUACAUGUCGAACGACUGACCGUCCAUAGUGAAAGCUGACAGGGGGAUGGCAGACCACGAGACACCCAGUGUGGGUGAACCUCCGCCAACAUAUAUCAUCUUCCUCAUGGUCUUUCUCUUCUUUAUCACUGGUCUUCUGGGUUUCCUGGUAUGCCAUUUGCUGAAAAAGAAAGGCUACAGAUGUGAACUGGAGGAUGAUGAAGAAGCCUGCGAGGACAAACUGGAGACAGAAAAAGAUGAUGAAUCAGAUGACAGUCAGGACACUGUGGAACAAAUUCUGAAGUGCAUCAUUGAAAACAAAGCUAAUACAGAGGCCUUCAAAGAUAUGCUGGGUGGCCAAAAUGUUUGUGAACAUCAUGACCCUUGGUUACGUCACAAAGACAGUAUAGAUGGUCCUCCCCUUCACCAUCACACAAUUCAUCUGGGAGGUGAAAUCAGCUCUUGUGUCCAUUGUAGACAGGGACAUGUAUUAAAAACACGACGCAGAAGUCGCAUGUUUAAAAGCAAAGCCCGGCCAGGGGAGCAGACUGUAUUUUCUGUGGGCAGAUUUCGUGUCACCCACAUGGAGAAAAAACCCAGCCUUCAAGGUUCGAUUAAUCUGCCCACUCCUAAACCGGGUGAUGUGUCGAAUGACACAACUCUCUCAGGAAUUAAAGAUACCUCAAAAAAGCCUCAGGAGGAAUACAACAUCCGCAACAUGUUUAAAGACGGAGCAACUAAUGGCACGGUCCCAAACGUAGGCAAGCGGAAGAAAAGCCUCCCACUGCUGGGCUUCUACAAGGGAAAUAAUCCAGUGGGAACCAAAGUGGUACCUGAGAUGUUUGUGGAGGACAAAGAAGGGCAGAAAACUGCUGAUCAGCUGUCGGUCUCUCUGGAAGAGUGCCUGAGUUCAGCUGCUGUGUUUCAUACUGACCCUGAAACAGCAUUAGACAAAAACUCAAAUAAAGGUUCUGCUCAUAAAUUAGAGAAGACGGUCCACGAGAGUAGCUCAGGGGGUGACAUUUCUGACAGAGGGACUUCAGAUGUGAUUUCACAAGACAAAUUAAAUACAAAGACAACGGUCACUGUUUGUGAAUGGUCCAGUGAUCGCACUAGAUUUUCUGUGGUUCGAACUGAGGAGGAGACGAUCAUUACAUCUACAACUAGUACUGAGGAUAGAGGAAAUGAUAAUGUGCCAGAAGAUAACACCAUGACUGAUAAAGAUAAACAGCAAAACCCCUUGGUGCUAAAUUAACACUCAUGGGGCAGGUUCCCAGAUAGGGUUUAGGUUUAUCCAGGAUUUAGCCUUAGUUAUAUUGGUACAUCUAAGUAGUUUUUACAAACCAAACUUACAAAAAAACAAUGCAGGUGUGCAUCUUGAGACAAAACAGUGGCACUGAUUUAUGGUAUGAUAUGUCAGGUGUUUUUAAAUUAAGGCUGCUCAAACAUGUAUUUUAGUCUGGGAUCAAGAUAAGGCCUGUCUGGAAAACAGCCCCUUGUAGGUGUAGGGGAGAACCGGGGCGAAAGUAACGCGGGACAAAAGUAACAAAGUGAUUUCUCAGAGCUCUGACUACAUUCAGGGUUGGGCAAAGAUACAUCAAAAUGUAUUUUAAAAUAAAAUACCAAAUACCUUAGUUUUAAAUGUGUCAAAAUAAACUACUGUAUUUUGAAAAUACUAAAAAAUACUUUUACGAAGGAGCAUGAAAUUUCUUCGCAAACCUUCCAUCAGUUGGACUAAUUGAUCUAUUGCUUCACCAUUACAUUGAUUGAGUCAUGCAAAAAACUGACAUAUGCACCUGGUAACAAAGGGCCUACUUUGCAUAAGCAACACUGACAAACAAGUUUAGACCGUACUACAGCAAUAAAAUCCCAGUUGUUAUUGUUGUACAACACUGAAACGUUUUAUGUUUUUCAUGCACAACCAACAUAGACUGAAAGUAGCAAGCUAAAUUAUUUAGCCUACUAAAACAAACACCAAAACUUAACUUUUAAAAAUUAUAGCAAAUUAUUUAUGAAAAGCUGGCAGCAUGCACGUUUCUUACCCUGACCACCACAUUUCAUAUACGCCUUAUUCAGCCUGCCAACAUGUUGAUUCCAAACCGAGGUUGUGAGGGAUGGACGUCCAGAGCGUGCGCUUCAAACAUAUUGUUUUGUACCGGGAUGCUUGUCAUUUAACCAUCAAAACACAAUUACAAAUUUCCACAGGACAAAGAACCUUAUAAAUCAUGGAUUUUUAAAAUGAGAAGGGACAUAUGACCUUAUUUGAGAUAAAAGCAGCGCAAUGUGUACAUAAAAUUUUUGUUUUGUUAUUAGCCUGUUGGCUAAUCAUUAAUUUCUAAUAGCUUACUUUUCUUUAAAACACUAAUAUAGUCCUAUAACUAAGUAGGGGAGACCGGGGCUGGUUGUCACACGGGUUGGUUGUCACACUGCUUAUUCCAGACAUACUACAUGGCACUGUGGUACAAUUUUGAUAUCAAUUUGUUAGCCUUUAAUAGCUUACUCAUUUGCACUUGAAAUUUUGCCGAGCAGACACAAAACAUUGAGGUGAGGAGACAAUUUUUUAUUUUUAUGGGUCAGAGUAAAUUUUCAUGUUGGUGUUGUUUUUGUGUUGAGAUCUUGUAGGAUAUUAUUCUUUCAAAAACAAAACACUCAUUAAAAAGCUAAAAGUAGUAGCUUUAUUUUGAGUCAUCUUUUAGCGAUCAAGUUAAAGCCGUGUGGCAGCUAGCUUAUCAUGUUUGUCAAGAAGUCAGUUGGGGAUGGUUGUCACAUAGCUUGCGGGGUUGGUUGUCACAUAAGAAUAUUGGACAUGUAGACCUUUUAAGACUGUUUGUCUGUUUGUUUGUUUUUGUUUGCUGUUAAAAUAAAAUAAAUAAAGCAUUAAAUAAAGAGGCUUUAACACUAAAAAUUAUUUCAUUUUAUUUCUCAACACAGUAGACAAUAGGCUUCUUGCCCAGCUGCACUACUUCCUGAACUUCGGCAUCAAUAACAACUAUCAUAGGGUUGGAUUCAUAUAAAAACCUAUUUGCAGUUUCUAGCUUAAAAAACAAAAAAAUUACACAUUAUCUUUUCAGAUCCCAAUUUAUCAUUGAAAUCCUAUUGAACCUCUAUAGGGACAACCAACCCCAUACCCUGUGACAACCAACCCCGUGAUGGGGUUGGUUGUCACAUUGUGUCAGAGUGUCUUUGAUGGUUAAUUACUUCCUGUUACAAUACAUUCGAAAAGUAAAAAGUAUACACAUUUAAAGCCAAGACUCCAAAGUUUCAUUUCAUGUAGGAAUUACUGCUGAAAGAUUUUUUGAAGAUGAGCAAUUCAUGCAUGAGUAAAAAUUGUGACAACCAACCCCGGUCUCCCCUACAUAUCUUCAAUUCGUACAGAUUACAAAAAACGCAAGGCAUGAAUACGUUAAAAACUUUUCUCAGUUUUUUUUAAGCACACUGACCGGAAUCAGAAGCAGGAUUAAUUUCUAACUAAAUAACAUUUGUACACAACUUUGGAGGUUCAUAUGGGGUUUUACCUCAAACAAUACUUGCACAACAAAAUAUCACAUAAAUAGAUUGAUAUCAAGUCAAUCGCACAUUAUUAAGUCAAUGUUCAUGUCUUGAACAAACAUAGAAAAUACAUUUAUGUUCUAUACAAACUGGAGAUAUAUACUUUGGUGUAUUCAUAACAUAUUGUAUUGUUGUAUCAGUGUUUUAAAAGAAAAGUAAACAUGUGUACAACAUGAGAAAUUAGCGAUUAGCCAACAGGCUAAUAUCCAAAACAGAUAUUAUGUACACAAUGCGCUAUUCUCAUCUCAAAUUAGGUCAUAUGUCUAUUCUUAUUUUAACAAUCCUUGAUUUCUGAGGUUCUUUGUCCUGUGAAAAUUUGUAAAAUGAUCUAUUUUGUGUUUAGAUGGCUGAAUGACCAGCAUCCUACAGGUUUAAAGUGCACGCUCUGGACAUCAAUCCCUCACAACCUUAAUUUGAAAUCAAUGUGGCGGGGGACUGAAUAAGGCGUAU
Molecule: messenger RNA, 4153 nt
Organism: Misgurnus anguillicaudatus (oriental weatherfish)
Lineage: Eukaryota; Metazoa; Chordata; Actinopteri; Cypriniformes; Cobitidae
Gene: rell2
Product: RELT like 2
Biological process (GO): positive regulation of p38MAPK cascade; positive regulation of cell-substrate adhesion
Source: RefSeq, a predicted model, not a curated record